AUGCAAGUGUGGCAAUCAGUAUCUAAACUGGACGGCAACAUGGAUGCAACAACACCAACAUCGGCUUCUAUCAUCCACAAUCGAAGAAGUUCACUCGCCAUCUCAGCCUUAUUGAACGAUGUCUCUAUUGAACCAAUGCAGCACCCGUUAGCACCCAAUACAGCCACGCAAUUACCAUGGCACCAUGGUGUUAAAUGCAGGCUGCCAAACAGUCUCCCCAUGCCACCCCCCUCCCCCAUGGACUACUCUCCCAUUUCAAGUGGAUCAUCAUCGCCCAGCGGCUCAUUGGAUAGCUUCAGUAGACAGCCAUCUAUCACAGAGCCUCCAGAUCUCUGGAGUCAUUCCAGGACUGGUAUGCACCAAACAAACAAUGGCAUCAUUGUCUCCUCAUUAGCGAAAGCUAAAAGAAAGCGCAUUUUGCCUCAUCAAUACAAGAGACUGAUGGAAAUAUUUGAGAAAACCGAUACCCCAAGCUCAGAAAUCAGAAGUCAAUUAGCUAAUGAACUAGACAUGACGAAACGAGAAGUUCAGGUUUGGUUUCAAAACAGACGUGCUAAAAUAAGCAGAAGCAGAGUAAAUUCAUUAUCUACAACAUCGCAGCAAGAGCAUCACCAGCAUCAACAAACAGUUCGACAUCACAGCUUGACCCUGUCGUCUACAAACGCAUCUACUCAUAGUGCGUCACCGCGCAGACGUGCCUCUGAAUACUCACAUCCAUACUCAAAACACAUUGCACCGAAAAAAUCAAUGUCGACUGAACCUAAUUAUAAUCAUAUUAACUCUAACACUAAUCCUAAUCAUAAUGAUAACAGCACUAAUCCACCAGAACAGCAUGCUUCGACCUUGGUUCUCGAAGCACCAUACCAUCCCCCUCAGUCGCCCACCAUCACAUCAGCCAUUGAUAUAUUAGCUUCAGCUGCUGAAAUGAUGCGGUCGUAA
This is a messenger RNA of Mucor velutinosus, 939 nucleotides long. Its product is annotated as Chitin synthase, class 7. NCBI's taxonomy places the organism in Eukaryota, Fungi, Mucoromycota, Mucoromycetes, Mucorales, Mucoraceae. Gene Ontology annotation, molecular function: RNA polymerase II cis-regulatory region sequence-specific DNA binding. Gene Ontology annotation, biological process: regulation of transcription by RNA polymerase II; cell differentiation. Bases 1 to 939 code for a protein of 312 amino acids. The record is from RefSeq and is a predicted model, not a curated record. The transcript has 2 exons.